Pleurotus ostreatus (oyster mushroom) is the source of this 1317-nucleotide messenger RNA. RefSeq lists its product as uncharacterized. The transcript is spliced from 7 exons. Gene Ontology annotation, molecular function: proline dehydrogenase activity; sarcosine oxidase activity; L-pipecolate oxidase activity. The record is from RefSeq and is a predicted model, not a curated record. Lineage: Eukaryota; Fungi; Basidiomycota; Agaricomycetes; Agaricales; Pleurotaceae. Bases 1 to 1317 code for a protein of 438 amino acids.
AUGAUCCAGCCGGACGAUAAGAUCCUCAUUGUUGGCGCUGGGUGCUUUGGGCUAUCCACAGCAUCGCAUCUGCUCAACAGGGGUUUCAGUGACAUAACUAUCUUGGACAAGGCCGCAUCGCUCCCCGCUGCAGAUGCGGCAAGUUAUGAUCUUAACAAAAUUGUUCGCACGUCGUACGAUGAUGUGUUCUAUACGAAAUUAGCACAAGAAGCCAUCGCCCAGUGGAAAACCGAAGAAUGGGGUGAUACGUAUCAUGAAUGCGGCGUUCUGGUGCUCGGCCACUCAGAUGAUAAACAUUCAUAUUCGUCCCAGUCAUAUGUCAACGACAUCUCCGUCGGCGCACGCGUCGCUGUCGUGGAGAACAGCACGGAGAUCCGGAAUAAGGGCAUGUUCCCUGACGGUGUCCGGGUGGCUAGCCUGCAAAACACGGCCGGGUACCUGAACUACGAUGGGGGAUGGGCCAAUGCGGCGCAAGGCAUCGAGCUCUUGACAAGCAAGAUCCGUGCUCGGGGUGGAAAGUUUGUGCCAGGUAAAGAAGUGUGUAGGCUGGUGAGGAACGCAGAAGAUGGGAGGACGAGGGGGGUGGAAUGCUGUGACGGGUCCGUGUUCGAUGCGGAUUUAGUGAUCAUCGCGGCUGGCGCGUGGACGGCUUCUUCCUUUCCCCAGCUGCAAUUAAAGGAAAAGUGUUUGGCGACUGGGCAAUCCGUAGCGACAAUUCAACUGACCGCUGAGGAAGCUCAGGUUUACAGACGAUGCCCUGUCGUGCUGAAUUUCAGCACCGGCUUCUACGUCUUUCCCCCGAACCAAGACAACGUCGUAAAAAUGGCCUUGCAUGCUGCCGGGUAUACAUAUGUCCCUCAGCAACAUGAUACAUCAUCGCCAUCCAAUGACCUAGGCAUCUCGACUCCACGAACCAUCUCCAACGCCAAUGAAAAUGGCUUGCGUAUCCCGAAAGUGGUGUUGGCGCAACUGCGUGCCCACCUUCGAGAAGUAUACCCGGAUCUUGCUGAGAAACCUUUCCUCGGGACCCGUUUGUGUUGGUACAACGAUUCGCCAGACGGUGAUUGGGUCAUAGGUUUCCUCCCAGAUGAUCCAGCGGUCAUGUUGGCGACUGCGGGGAGCGGGCACGCUUACAAGUUCUUCCCCGUCAUAGGGAAGCUGGUUGCUGAUGCAAUCGAAGGAAAGUUGGAGCCGUUGCUUGCUUCGAAGUUCGCUGUAGAUCGCAGGCAUUCAGAUGUCGAUCGAUCAAGAUAUGGGCAGACCGUCGAAGUGCUGCAUCUAGAUAGUCUGUGCACGCCGGAGGACCUCCGCCCGUAG